Messenger RNA from Nycticebus coucang (slow loris), 2748 nucleotides. It is a transcript of the gene FASTKD2, whose product is annotated as FAST kinase domains 2. The transcript has 13 exons. NCBI's taxonomy places the organism in Eukaryota, Metazoa, Chordata, Mammalia, Primates, Lorisidae. Gene Ontology annotation, molecular function: RNA binding. Gene Ontology annotation, biological process: mitochondrial RNA processing; regulation of mitochondrial mRNA stability. Bases 508 to 2667 code for a protein of 719 amino acids. Gene Ontology annotation, cellular component: mitochondrial matrix; ribonucleoprotein granule. The record is from RefSeq and is a predicted model, not a curated record.
GAAAGGUCUUAGGAGUUGCGGGGAAUUAAGUUUAGGAGGUGGUUUAAUGCUAGGUUGCUCAGGUACGAAAGGACAGGCAGGCUCCUGGUGAGGCUGACUAGUUGUAUCUUUCCCUUACACGCAGGCCAUGUGCAUACAUCACCUUCUUUUUCUCCUUCUUAGCGGUUCUACUUAUCCAGCCCCCUAUUCUUAACAGUCCAGGUUGGGCUGCUGCAAAAUCCUCAUAUUGAAAAUUAUCUGUCACUGUUAAUCCCUUUAUUUUCAUAUUUGGAGACAUCUGCCUAGCGAUACUAACAAAAGCCCUUACUACAGAGGUAGCUUUAUGGAACGCUUUCCAACCAGAAAUUAACUUUAAAAAAUCUCAUUUAUACAACGAUUACUUACAAAGUAACCUGGCUUCUUUAAAAUGGAAAACGACAGGGUGUAUUCUUUUUCAGUAGUGGAAGUGAUGUUUGUUUCAUAUUGACAACUUUAAAGCCAUUUGGAAGCGUUUCAGUGAAUAGCAAAAUGAGUGACAAAGCAUGUUCCUUUUUGUGGAACCUCAGACAAUUCAGUACUUUAGUUUCAACAAGCAGAACUGUGAAGCUAAAUCCUUUGGGAUUUUGCAGACCAAACUUUGUUUAUUCAAACUGGAAGCUAAGAAACCGCCUCUUAAAUGACUUUGGUAACAAAAUUCAACCAUCUAGAUCAUCUGUUAGAUAUCUCUUUCAGGAUGCAUUCAUUUUUAAUUUGGGAGCUGAUGGCUUUCAAACAAAGGGCAGAAGCAUGUUAACAGUUUUUACAGUUGACAGACAACUUUGUCCUCGAAGACCGUCCUUUGACUCAAGACGUUCCUUUUUCUCUAUUGGUGCACACAGUAAUGGAUUCAACAAAGUAAACUUUCAUCAUGAAGUCUCCAAUGAAAAUGUUCUCACCAGUGAAACAAAACCAACCCCUAUCAGUUACAGAAAACUGUCUCAAGAGUGUAAUUCCCUGAAUGAUGUGUUGGAUGAAUUUUCAAAAGCGCCUACAUUUCCUAGUAGUAACUAUUUCACAGCAAUGUGGACAGUGGCCAAAAGGCUGUCUGAUGACCAGAAGCAUUGUGAAAAACAACUGAUGGUUAGCCACCCUGCAUUUAACCAGCUCUGUGAACAUAUAAUGAGGGAAGCCAAGAUUAUGCACUAUGACCACUUGUUGUUUAGUCUUCAUGCUAUAGUGAAGCUUGGGAUCCCUCAGAACACUCUUCUGGUACAGACUUUGUUGAGGGUGAUCCAGGAACGUAUCAAUGAGUGUGAUCAGAAAUGUCUUUCAGUUCUGUCAGCUCUUUUAGGGGCAAUGGAGCCAUGCAAGAAUGUGCAUGUUCUUCAAGCAGGAUUAAGAAUAUUAGUUGAUCAGCAAGUCUGGAAAAUAAAACAUGUCUUCACUUUACAAGCUGUGAUGAAAUGUAUUGGAAAAGAUGCACCAAUAGCUCUUAAAAGGAAACUGGAGAUGAAAGCCUUGAGUGAACUAGACAGAUUUUCUAUUUUGAAUAGCCAGCACAUGUUUGAGGCACUAGCCGCUAUGAAUCACCGUUCUCUUACGCUCUUGAAUGAGUGCAGUAAGACGGUCAUUGAUAAUAUCCAUGGAUGUCCUUUUAAAGUAAUGCUGAACAUACUGCAGUCCUGCAAAGAUCUCCGAUAUUAUAAUUCUUAUCUCUUCGAGGGAAUAGCAGACUAUGUGGCUGCAACUUAUGACAUCUGGAAGUUGAAACAUGUUAUUUUUCUCCUUCUGUUAUUUGAAAACCUUGGUUUUCGACCUGUUGGUAUGAUGGACUUGUUAAUGAAGAAAAUAGUAGAGCAGCCUGAAUCCUUGGACGUGAAAAACAUCGUCUCCAUUCUUCAUGUAUAUUCUUCUCUCAACCACGUCUGCAAAUACCAGAACAAAGAACAUUUCCUAGAUGUGAUGGCUAGUGCUCUGACUGGUUGUCUUUACCACAUUUCUUCUGAAAACCUAUUGAAUGCUGUGUAUUCAUUUUGCCUAAUGAAUUAUUUGCCUCUCGCCCCUGUUAAUCACCUGCUCCAAAAGGAAGUCAUCAGUGAGCUGCUGAGAGCAGAUGACACGGAGAGGAAUGUUCACAAGCUUCAUGUUUUGGAUACUUGUAUAAAACUUGAUAAUACCCCUUAUCACAAGGCCAUAGACCUAGCACUGCCACAGGUGCCACCGGCACCACCAGAUCCCAACACAAAGGUUGCAGAGGUGCUAAGUCGCCUUCUGGGAGGUGGAGGAUACUUCUCAAAAAACGUGCAGCUGCCACAUAAUUACUGUAUUGAUUUUGAAAUCAGAAUGGAUACCAACAGGAGUCGAGUGCUUCCAUUUUCUAAUACCGAUGCGACUUCCGCUACAGAUAUUCAAAGGGUUUUCUUCUUUGUAUUUGAUCUGCCAGUUCUGGUUUCAUGCUCCUCUCUCUGGAGACAAGUAGCCAUGUUAUGUGUGCCUAGAGCUGCUUACUGUUGGGGUUCGAGCCACCCCAGAGGAUUUCUUGCUAUGAAAAUGCGGCAUUUGAAUGUCAUGGGUUUUCAUGUGAUCUUGGUUAAUAACUGGGAGAUGAACAAACUAGAGAUGGAGGAUGCAGUCACAUUUUUGAAGACCAAAAUCUAUUCAGUCGAAGCCUUGCCUACUGCUGAUACAAAUUUGCAAAGUGUAUGUUAAAGUAAAAAUCAGCCUUUUCACAUUAGGAUAUAUGCAUUUGUAAAAAUUAAUAAAGAUAAUAAUUCAAUUAUCAGUGGAAUU